AUGGCUGCAGCCCGCUCCCUCUCUAAACUCAGUGAUGUGUCAAAACUGUAUUUUCUUCUCUCAUCCUUCUUAAGGUAUGACCAUGGAGGAGAGUGCAGGAUUAAACCAGGACCCAGAAAAUAUGCCUGUGAGCUCACACUGGACCCAAACACAGCACACAGAAAUCUCUCUCUCUCUGAGGGGAACAGAAAGGUGACAUAUGGGCAGCAGCAGCCGUAUCCUGACCACCCAGAGAGAUUUGACUUCUGGCCUCAGGUGCUGUGUAGAGAGGGUCUGUCUGGACACCACCCCGAGAGAUGUGACAGUCUGGGUCAGAGUCUAGUCAGCACGGGUCAGUCUGGACGCUACUACUGGGAAGCUGAGUGGAGUAAUGGUGGUGAGGUAGCAGUGGCCUAUAAAAGCACCCCGAGGAAAGGGGUCAGCAGCGGGUUUGGACGUAAUGCCAAGUCCUGGACUCUGGAGUGCUCUAGUAACAGUUACUCUGCCCUGCACAAUAAUAAGCAGACUGCCAUACCUGCCCCCUCCUCCAGCUCCAGCAGAGUAGGAGUGUACCUGGACUGGCCAGCAGGCACUCUGUCCUUCUACAGCGUCUCCUCUAACACACUCACCCACCUGCACACGUUCCACUCCACAUUCACUGAGCCCCUCUAUCCUGGGUUUUUGACCUACUCCUCAGUGUCCCUGUGCCAGAUCACAUGACCUCCUAAUCCUGCAGCAUAGGAGAGCCAUGUUCUGAUAUGCUUGAGAGUGAGAGGGAGGGAAGGGGAGUCCUUUCAUUUGAGUAAUAAAUAUGUAAUCUGUGAAUGGGUUAAAAUGUCUCUGGUUUGUGUAUAUAACAAAGGGGAACAGAAUGUAAUUCAUAGGAAAAUUAAAUACAAAUA
This is a messenger RNA of Sardina pilchardus (European sardine), 881 nucleotides long. RefSeq names its product stonustoxin subunit beta-like. Lineage: Eukaryota; Metazoa; Chordata; Actinopteri; Clupeiformes; Clupeidae. The transcript has 3 exons. The record is from RefSeq and is a predicted model, not a curated record. Gene Ontology annotation, molecular function: protein binding. The coding region runs from base 1 to 699 and encodes 232 amino acids.